This is a messenger RNA of Neohortaea acidophila, 1083 nucleotides long. Its product is annotated as RTA1 like protein-domain-containing protein. The coding region runs from base 1 to 1083 and encodes 360 amino acids. The record is from RefSeq and is a predicted model, not a curated record. Lineage: Eukaryota; Fungi; Ascomycota; Dothideomycetes; Mycosphaerellales; Teratosphaeriaceae. Gene Ontology annotation, cellular component: membrane. The transcript is spliced from 2 exons.
AUGGCAAACAACACUCAAUCCGACGACGACUGGUCGCUCUACCCUUACGAUCCAUCCAAGGCGGCACCGAUUGCUUUUGCCAUCUUGUUGACGGUCAUCGCUUGUUAUCAAUUCUACCAAUGUUUCGUGCGCUAUCACUGGAAGAAGUUUGGAGCCACGAUGACUUGGGCCUCCAGCGUCUGGAUCAGCGGCUUCAUCAUCCGUACCAUCUCUGCCUACAACGUCCAAAACGUCGGCAUCUUCGUCGCCCAAUACGUCCUGAUCAUCAUGGGCCCGCCCCUCUACGCCGCCGCCGAGUACUUCAUCCUCGGUCGUCUGCUCGCAUACCUGCCCUACUUCGCCCCCAUCCACCCGGGCCGCGUCUUCAGCACGUUCAUCUUCUUGAGCGCGGUCGUCGAAGCACUCACAGCAAACGGAGCGAGCACUGUUGCGACCGCCGACUAUGGAACAGCAAGACGUGCACGCGGGCUAGACAUCCUCAAAGCCGCGCUCAUCCUGCAGGCAUGCAUUGAAGCCUUCUUCUUCUCCCUCGUCGCCACGCUGGAAUACCGCUGUCGUCGCGCAGGGAAGUUCCCCAGGAGAAUCCGACCAGUCUUCUACAUCCUGUACAUUACCAGCUCGAUGAUGCUCGUGCGCUGCAUCAUCCGCACCAUCGAAGGUUUCGAAGCGACGUCGUGCCCCUCGACGCAAGUCUACUGCGGCUACAUCGAGACGCACGAGGCGUUCCUGUGGAUCUUUGAGAUUGCAAACAUCACGCUGUUCGUCAUUCUUCUUGCCCUUUUCCAUCCCGGUCGCUACUUGCCGAGGGAUAGCAAGAUCUUCCUUGAUCCCGUGGAUUUGGAGACGGAGAGACUCGGGCCGGGUUUUGGGAAGGCUGAUAAGCGGCCUUUUCUCGUUACUGUGCUCGAUCCGUUCAAUUUCUAUGGUAUCAUCACUGGCAAGGGUAUGGCUCGUGAUCCGUUUUGGGAGCAAGAGCAGCCCGUUUAUGAGGGGGGAGACGUUAAGAAGGCUAUGGAGGCGAGGAGGCUGCAGCAGGAGAGCGGUGCAGCCGCGAAAGAGGAGGUGGAUGGCGACAAGGUUUGA